This is a messenger RNA of Clunio marinus, 1857 nucleotides long. The record is from the annotation of a GenBank genome assembly. NCBI's taxonomy places the organism in Eukaryota, Metazoa, Arthropoda, Insecta, Diptera, Chironomidae.
AUGACUCUUUUGGGUACGCUAUCACUUAAAUCAACAAGUGUUCUUUUAGCUAAGCACCCAACAAUUAAGGGCAGCGUGAAGAACACUAUCCUCAGUGCUUUUUUCAGUGUUCUUUUCAGGUGUUACUUAGGUAAGUAUAAAAAAUGCGGUCUUAAGACUUCCCGCAUCAUAAACAAAGAAUUCUUUGAAGAUGGUUUCAAAAAUUUUGUUGAUGGUUUCAAAAACGCUGCUGAUGGUUUCAGUGGCAACUCUAGUGAUGGUUUCACUUCUCGGUUUAUGCAUGGUUUCAUAAAUCGACAUCGUAAAGAAAGUAAAGAAGGACUAAAUGUGAUUCAAUGCAAUUUAGUUGUUGUUGUUGUUGUAGUGACCUUGAAAUUUUUUCAUAAGGGAAAUAUUUUCAAAUUUUGCGCCAAAAAUUACAUAGUUUACCCAUAUGGACAUGAGUGCAUUCAGAACGAACACAUCAUAAAUGACGUUGCAGUUUUCCAAAAAUUUGAAACCAGCAUUGCACAAAGGCAAGAUCCUUUCCUUCUGACCGAGUUUUCUGACGAUAUUCUGACUGCUAUUACAGUUAAAGUUAAGAUGGAUAGCGGAUCAAUCAAAACUAUAGCACUGAUAUCCUUUUACUCGCCAGGCAUACCAGUUUCGACUCAGCCGAUAAGCAAAAAUUUAGUUUCUCUAGUAAGGUACUGUAAAUUACAAAAUCUUGACUAUAUUUUAUCAGCAGAUGCAAACGCGCAUCAUCACAUUUGGGGCGGUAACCAAACAUGUAACAGAGGUAUUAAAGUGUUAGACUUUAUUAUGAAUGAAAAUCUCAUUUUAUUAAACAAAGGAGACCAUCCAACUUUUGUGAGAGGGAACUCAAGGACUUUCAUAGACAUCACGGCUAUCAGUAAAGGGUUAUCAGAUAGGUUAGUGGACUGGCAUGUUGAUACAAAUAGAUCGGGUUCAGACCACAAUCUAAUAAUUUUCAAACUGAAAACUGAUUCAUUUGAUAACGUAGGGAAAGUUAAAAGAAGAACAAACUGGGAAGGGUACAAGAGUUCUCUACUAGAAAAGUCUGAAAGCGUAUCCUAUAUCAUCAGUAGUAAAGAACACCUCGAGGAGAGCGCUCAAAAGCUCUCAAAAUCGCUUAUCGAAUCGCUUAACGAAAAUACCAAAACAUUUAAGAGCAAGAUAAAUUUCAAAACAAAAUGGAUGAAUAAAAAUUUAAUGGAUGAAAGAAAGAAAGUAAGGAAACUCUUCCGAAAGGCUUUUAAGUCCGUGAAGGCAACUGACUGGUCAAAUUAUAAGGAGGCAAAUAGGAACUAUGUAAAAAUAUGUCGCAAGGCCAAAAAGGAAUCUUGGAGAAAGACUACUUUGGAAAUUGACGCUCUGGAGGACGCCACCAGAUUGCAAAAACUACUUGAGGAUACUGUUGAAAUCAACUAUGAAGUUAAUAUCGGCAGCAGAGCCUCAUGGGAAAAUGGAAUACCCUGGUCAAAUCAUUUAGGUCUAAGACACUCCAAAAUGAUGAUGAGAGAACCAAAUAUUCAUAGGGCCAAUUUUCUUUUAAAUCUAAGUAGAAACGAUUUAAGAGUUAUGAUGGGGGUCCUAACAGGACAUUGCUGUCUACAUAAACAUCUGAACACAAUAAAAAGAUCACAACUUAUUAAUUGCAGAUAUUGCAAAGGCAUGAUAGAAGAAACCAUGCAACACGUCAUAGCCUCUUGCGAUGCACACUCUAGAGUAAGGCUAAGGAUCUUCAACCACACUGUCAUCAAUGCCGAGGGGCUCGCGGAGGUGGAUCUGGAGGAUCUUCUCCUCUUCAUGAGGAGAACGGGUGUCCGGUCCACCUUCUUCGACUUCUUCAGCUGA